Molecule: messenger RNA, 1981 nt
Organism: Nymphaea colorata (pocket water lily)
Lineage: Eukaryota; Viridiplantae; Streptophyta; Magnoliopsida; Nymphaeales; Nymphaeaceae
Product: transcription factor bHLH112-like
Exons: 7
Coding region: 140-1699 (519 amino acids)
Biological process (GO): regulation of transcription by RNA polymerase II
Cellular component (GO): nucleus
Molecular function (GO): DNA-binding transcription factor activity, RNA polymerase II-specific; protein dimerization activity; RNA polymerase II cis-regulatory region sequence-specific DNA binding
Source: RefSeq, a predicted model, not a curated record
GCCCGCACUACAUUUUUAAGUCCUACCUCCCUUCCCCCAACGUCAUCUUCCAACGGUUAACCCCACCAUAUAUAGCUCCCCUCUUCCCUUCCCUCUCGUAGGCCAAGAAAACCCACAGAAGAGAAGAGGAGAGAGAGAGAUGGCAAUGGCGGCAGAGGAUGGUUGUGAGAGUUCGGCUGCAGGUUCUUCUUCUAAUUCUGCGGUGAACUGGUGGGCAACGUCCAUGCAGGAGGUUCAUGGGAGUCCGCUCUGCAGUUGGCCGAGCCACUGCGACGUCCAGCUGCCUUGGAGGGCUGCAGGCGGGACGGCGGCCGGCAGCAGGAGGAGGAGGGCCGCCGACCCAGCUUGCUGUAAUGGGGAGGAGGAGGAGGAGAUGCUGUCCACCACCAAUUCGUUCUCCGCUAGGUACCGGUCGAGCCUGGGCGUGGAGUCGCAAGAUGUCAUGCCCCAGUCCGGCUCUCACGUCCACCUAUCCCUGGAGCCAACAACGCCACCGGGUGCCCACGUCUGGAACCAAGUCUUCCAUGGUGUCGGCAGCAAUGGAGAAUUGCCACAUAACCAAGUCGAUGGCGACAAGUUGCUUGCAGCAUUUACAUCGAAGACAUUGAGAACAGAAAUAUUUGAGCCCCCUCCAGAUCACUUUAGCAAACCAGAAACCAAUUGGGAAUUUACAAACUACAGUGGUGGAUUCGAUCACGAAAAAUUGAAUUUUCUUGUGAAUAAUUGGUCAAUCGCUCCUCUUGAUUCUCAAGCCGCCCAAAAUCUCACUGAUGAAUCGGCUUCCUCGUGUACCACUUUGAAUUCUGCACUUAACCUGUACCAAGAGGGCAAUCUCAGCCAGUUUGACCUGAGACCGGAGUUCAAGCUGGACAAUCCCAGUUCUUCUUCCUAUUCUGACGGCGGCAGCGGCGCUGGAAACACGAUGAACCCCGUCAGUUUCUCACCAUGUUUUAGGAAUUACAGCAAGGAAGGAAAGCAAAUUGAAGCUUCUAAUGCUCCAUUCGGCGCCUCCAACUGUGGGACUUAUGGAGAUGAUCAGUUGUCAUUGAGUGGUUCAAACGCAGCUGAUAGGCCUUGGCGUAGCACUAGAAGUGCUGCAGAUGUAAUCUACUUUGGAUCAGGGACUUUAAACAAACCAUUAUUGGAUUUUCAAGCUUCAAAGAUGCAUAUGAAGGGCCCGGAAUUGCAGAGUUGCAAGAAAUCUUCUCACGAGACUUCCCUAUCGAGUAGAGACAAUGUGAGAGGGGAAGCUGGCAGUUCUGAUGAAACGAACAAGAAGAAGAAGAUGGAAGAUGAUUCUCAUACUGUACAGAAAAAGCAAAAGCAGGAGGGCUCCAGCGUGCUUUCUUCUAAGGUCCCAAAAGUAAAACUCGGGGACAGAAUCACAGCUUUGCAGCAGAUUGUAGCACCUUUUGGAAAGACUGAUACUGCAUCUGUACUACUUGAAGCAAUUACGUACAUCAAAUUUAUGCAGGAGCAAGUGGUGUUGCUGCUUAAUCAUCCAUAUAUGAAGCCUACUCCAAGCACGCAAAGGGACCAUAAUUUAUGGGGAGGAGUCGAGAGCAGGGCAGAAGCGAAGAUGGACUUGAGGAGUAGAGGCUUAUGCCUUGUUCCCAUUUCAUUCACUCCUCAAGUAUGCCGUGAAAGUACAGGAGUUGAUUAUUGGACCCCUACUUAUAGAGGUUGUUUGUAUAGAUGAUGAUCUCUCGCUCGCUCUCUCUCUCUUUGCGCUUGAGGAAGGUAGUAUAAAGAAAUGAACAAUGACAGAACUUUACAGUGCAUCUUGGCGUGUUUAAGGAGGCAGGGUCCAAGGAAAGCUGAUAUUUAGUUGUAUUGGAAGACGGAUUUCGAUGGGUGCAGCUCAUGUUUCUUCUUUUGUUCUUAUUUUCAUGCGGUUGAAUUUUAAACAUGUGAGUUGACAUUCUGAACCGCUGAACUCUCAUGUUGUUAAUUAAUCACUAAUGUAUACCUUUAUUUAUUA